AUGACACCCACCCUUGCCAGCGACGGCGGGAGCAGCAUCAUCGGAGUAGACAACGCGAUGGGGUCGCUGGUCGCUCAGCGGAGUGGCGGCAGUCCCGACACAGUGCUCAAUCUCAUGCUGACGGGCAAUCCGCUCCCAGGAGAUGAUUCCCUUGGGUAUAACGGCUGGAGCAACAUCGCCCGGAUCAAUCCGGAUUGCAUUGCGGUCUAUGCGUUCCCGCUGGUGGUCCAACCCGUUCAGGUUGAUGGUGACGGUGAUGGCAGUGCUGCUGCUGCUGCUGCUGCUGCUGUUUUCUGCAUCGCCCUCUCCGAGCGAAUGCUUGCUAUCCCCUGGGGCGCGCCUUCAUUGCCCGUCCAAGGCGAGUGUUAUAUCCACAAUUCCUCCAGGGCCAUCUUCUUCGGCGGCAACACAUGCCUCUAUAGCCAGCGCGUCAUCGCGGACAUGUGUGUGCAUCUCGAAUAG
Aspergillus japonicus CBS 114.51 is the source of this 462-nucleotide messenger RNA. RefSeq lists its product as uncharacterized. The transcript is spliced from 2 exons. The record is from RefSeq and is a predicted model, not a curated record. Bases 1 to 462 code for a protein of 153 amino acids. Lineage: Eukaryota; Fungi; Ascomycota; Eurotiomycetes; Eurotiales; Aspergillaceae.